Messenger RNA from Scutellospora calospora, 217 nucleotides. NCBI's taxonomy places the organism in Eukaryota, Fungi, Glomeromycota, Glomeromycetes, Diversisporales, Gigasporaceae. The record is from the annotation of a GenBank genome assembly.
UACUAGCACCAUCUUUGGAAUUGCAUUUGAUUAUUAUGCUCUUGGAAAGGAGAAACAGGCAAGGCUAUGGUUUGAUAAAGUUUUGAAAGAGUUUGCUGAAUAUUUAAGAGGCAAAUUUGAAGAUAACGAGAUUUAUUGGAGAAAAGAGGCUUUAGAUUUGUUGGAAAGGUUUACUACUAAUGAUUUUUUAUGUGCAAAAUAUUUUGACCUGGUAUGA